AUGAACUACUUUGGCCAGUGGUCCAACCUGGAGCUGGUGCGCCAGGAUGGCAGCAAGCACCUGGCCACAGACGUGCUUCGUGACGUGUCGUACGUCGUGCUGCUCUUUGGCGCUUUCUGGAGCCCCGAGUGCGAGGCCUUCAUGGACGUCAUUGGCAACUUCUACGAGGCACAUCAUGAGGCGAAGAGGUUCGAGGUUGUGUACAUCUCCCGUGACUACAGCCAAGCGGAGAUGAUGAAAGGCUUCUUGCUGAGUGAACGGGCCUCUGCGGCAGCGCAGAGACGCGAGCAUCAGGGGCGCAAGGAGAAGCGAACGCACCGUCUUCUGAGCGUAGAGAACGGCCAAGCGGAAGCAAAAGAGCCGGGCGUUACGGAGGAAGUGCAAAAGGGCGCGAAUUGCCAGCACUGGAGCGGGCAGGGCGCCAGCGGCGACUUGGAGCACCCCCAAGUUACUUCCAGGGCCAGCACCUUUUCUUCCUCCAUACCCCCGCCGCUGAAGCGCGUGGCAGAGCUGACGAUGAACACCACUGCCACAAGCGGUCUUGCUAGCGCCCAUGCCAAUCCACUGAUGUCGUGCAAACGGCGUGGUUUCUGGGCUGUGCCUUACGACCACGUCGGUCGCGUUGGCGUUCCUAUUCUUUAUCACCUUCGCGUCUUUACUUACCCUGGGGUGAUUGUGUGCCGCAACAAUCGGUUUUCUGCGGGGUUGCCAUCUUCGCUGCUGCCACCGCUACCUAUGGUGUACCAGACACCAGCGGCGCACUCCUUGACCCCACCGCAGGCGAUUCAGCCGGCCGAGGAGUCAGAGACAGAGUUGAUGCAGCCGCCGCCGUCGUUGAUCAUUGAUCGCGCCAACGCCCCGCAGCGGCGGCAGAAGACGCCGAUGGUGGCGCUGCCCGAGUGCUACCCCGACGUGGUCACCGUCGCCGGUCGCUUCAUGAUGGAGCAGGACCCGAGCGGGGAGGACUUCCCGUGGGACAGGAUGAAUUCCAAGACCCGCUCGGCGGCGCUGCUAUUCUUUGUGAUUGUGGCUGUGCUUACCAUCAUAGUGCUCUCGUGGGCGCUCCCGAUGGCUCUCAUUGCGCGGCCUGUGGCUUCGUCGGAGUCCCAGGCAGAGAUGUAG
This is a messenger RNA of Leishmania braziliensis MHOM/BR/75/M2904, 1122 nucleotides long. RefSeq names its product tryparedoxin-like protein. The transcript has a single exon. The record is from RefSeq and is a predicted model, not a curated record. Lineage: Eukaryota; Euglenozoa; Kinetoplastea; Trypanosomatida; Trypanosomatidae. The coding region runs from base 1 to 1122 and encodes 373 amino acids.